AUGGCUACCAAGGAGUUCCUCUGCAUCCUUCCCGACAAGCCCGAUGCGCUUGCCCGGCGCUUGGAGGUCAGACCUACGCAUCUCGAGAAUGCCCAGGGCCACAAGAGCAACGGCAAGAUUGCUGUCGGUGGCGCCAUGUUUGAGAAGGAACAUCCCGUCGAGGGCCAAACCCCCGGUUUCAAGGGCAGCGUGAUGAUCUACACCGUCAAGGACGCCGAGGAAGCCUGGGAACUCAUCAGAGGCGACGUCUAUGCUAAGAACGACGUCUGGGACCUCGAGAAGGCUCAGGUCAUUCCGUUCAAGUCGGCUAUUCGCGAGUCUUUGUAA
Molecule: messenger RNA, 327 nt
Organism: Colletotrichum tamarilloi
Lineage: Eukaryota; Fungi; Ascomycota; Sordariomycetes; Glomerellales; Glomerellaceae
Exons: 4
Coding region: 1-327 (108 amino acids)
Source: RefSeq, a predicted model, not a curated record